This is a messenger RNA of Erigeron canadensis, 925 nucleotides long. Its product is annotated as transcription initiation factor TFIID subunit 7-like. The transcript is spliced from 7 exons. Gene Ontology annotation, biological process: RNA polymerase II preinitiation complex assembly; transcription initiation at RNA polymerase II promoter. Lineage: Eukaryota; Viridiplantae; Streptophyta; Magnoliopsida; Asterales; Asteraceae. Gene Ontology annotation, cellular component: transcription factor TFIID complex. Gene Ontology annotation, molecular function: RNA polymerase II general transcription initiation factor activity. Bases 141 to 737 code for a protein of 198 amino acids. The record is from RefSeq and is a predicted model, not a curated record.
AAAUCCUCCACAUUGGCUCUGAUUCUGGUAUUUUAAUUUUCAUUUCAGGCAGUGAAUGUUAGAAAAAUAUCAACCGAAACGCACUGGAAAAUCGUACCCAGGGUUUAUUGUCAUUAUAGUUCAGUUUUAAAAUUCAAAGGAUGGAAGAGCAGUUUGUACUGAGAGUGCCACCAUCCGUGGCGGAGCGAAUAGAACGCCUGCUUAACGAAACCGGUUCCGAUGACAAGUCCCUUGAUUUAUCAUUCUCUGAGGAUGGGAGGAGUGGCUCUUUUGUUAUAGGCAACGAUAGUUUUCCGGCUUCCCUUUUGGACCUUCCUACUAUUUUGGAAUCAUACAAAACUUAUGAUGACAAUAAUCUUAUCAAGACAACCGAUGUUGGCCAAAUGAUUAUGGUUAGAGAAGAGGGUGAUAUUGGUCCGGAUGUGGUGGAGUAUCGUCAUGGUCUUACCCCACCAAUGAAAGAUGCUCGAAGGCGGAGAUUUCGCAGGGAGCCUGAUCUAAAUCCUGAACUUGUUGAACGAGUUGAGAAAGAUCUGCUUAACAUCAUGAAUGGUGGAACUGCUGAAAAUAUUGAUGUGGAUAUGACCGAGCAAGAUGAAGUUGGUGAUGAGAGUGCUCGUAACACUAUGAAGCAAGCAGCACCACCACCUGCAGCAAACCCAGAUGUUUCAGAGGCUGUCACAAAUGCUGGGGAACCUGAGAGAAGUGAUUCUGAUGAAUCUGAUUAUUCAAUUUGAUUUGUGCAUAUUGCUUAGAGCAACAGAUAAAUACAGCUUAAAAUCCGAUAUUCAAACACGUAGCAGACAAUCACAACGCUAAUAGCGAGGAUGAAAACGUAUCGCCAAAAGAGGUCAUAGCAUAGACAACUUUAUUUAUUGUUCUUCUUUUCCAAAACAGUUAGCUAGUCUACAUCAAAUAUUUCAAA